AUGCUCGCGUCUCGUUCUUCCGCCGGCCUUCGCGCCCUUCCCCGCGCGACCCGCACCUUCACCACCUCGUCCAUCAUGGCCCAGCAGUUCCGCGAGGAGCGCGACACCUUCGGCCCUCUCCAGGUGCCCGUUGAGCGCUACUGGGGUGCGCAGACCCAGCGUUCGAUCCAGAACUUUGACAUUGGCGGCCCCACUGAGCGCAUGCCCCCUCCUCUCAUCAAGGCGUUUGGUGUCCUCAAGAAGGCUGCCGCCCACGUCAACGAGACCUACGGCCUUGACCCCAAGGUCGCCAAGGCCAUCUCGGAGGCUGCCGACGACGUCAUCUCGGGCAAGCUCAUUGACGAGUUCCCGCUUGUCGUCUUCCAGACCGGCUCGGGCACCCAGUCCAACAUGAACGUCAACGAGGUCAUCUCGAACCGUGCCAUCGAGCUCCUCGGCGGUGAGCGCGGCUCCAAGACGCCCGUCCACCCCAACGACCACGUCAACAUGUCGCAGUCGUCCAACGACACCUUCCCCACUGCCAUGCACGUUGCUGCCGUUGUUGAGAUCAACACCCUCCUCGUCCCCGCCCUCAAGGAGCUCCGUGACGCUCUUGCCGCCAAGCGCGACGAGUUUGCCGACAUUAUCAAGAUUGGCCGCACCCAUCUCCAGGACGCUACCCCCCUCACUCUCGGCCAGGAGUUCUCGGGCUACGUGACCCAGGUCGAGCGCGGCAUCGAGCGCGUCGAGUCGUCGCUCAAGCACCUCCUCCAGCUCGCCCAGGGCGGCACUGCCGUCGGUACUGGUCUCAACACCCGCAAGGGCUUUGACACCGCCGUCGCCUCCGAGAUCGCCAAGAUCACCGGCUUCCCCUUCGUCACCAACCCCAACAAGUUUGAGGCUCUCGCUGCUCACGACGCUAUCGUCGAGGCUUCGGGCCAGCUCAACGUUGUUGCCUCGUCGCUCUUCAAGAUCGCCCAGGACAUCCGCUACCUCGGUUCCGGCCCCCGCUGCGGUCUUGGCGAGCUCAACCUCCCCGAGAACGAGCCCGGAUCGUCGAUCAUGCCUGGCAAGGUCAACCCCACCCAGUGCGAGGCCCUUACCAUGGUCUGCGCCCAGGUCAUUGGCAACAACGCCGCCAUCUCGCUUGCUGGCACGCAGGGCCAGUUCGAGCUCAACGUGUUCAAGCCUGUCAUGAUUGCCAACCUCCUCCGCUCCAUCCGCCUCCUCGCUGACGGUUCGCGCUCGUUCACCAAGAACUGCGUUGUCGGCAUCACCGCCAACAAGGACCGCAUCGAACAGCUCCUCCACGAGUCGCUUAUGUUGGUCACGUGCCUUAACUCUACGUUGGGCUACGACAACGCUGCCGCGAUCGCGAAGAACGCGCACAAGAAGGGCAUUACUCUCCGCCAGUCUGCCCUCGACUCUGGCCUCAUCUCGGCCGAGGACUUCGACAAGGUCGUCCGCCCCGAGCUCAUGAUCGGCCCCAAGGACUAA
Molecule: messenger RNA, 1476 nt
Organism: Cutaneotrichosporon cavernicola
Lineage: Eukaryota; Fungi; Basidiomycota; Tremellomycetes; Trichosporonales; Trichosporonaceae
Gene: FUM1
Exons: 3
Coding region: 1-1476 (491 amino acids)
Biological process (GO): fumarate metabolic process; tricarboxylic acid cycle; malate metabolic process
Cellular component (GO): mitochondrion; tricarboxylic acid cycle heteromeric enzyme complex
Molecular function (GO): fumarate hydratase activity
Source: RefSeq, a predicted model, not a curated record